This is a messenger RNA of Carica papaya (papaya), 908 nucleotides long. Lineage: Eukaryota; Viridiplantae; Streptophyta; Magnoliopsida; Brassicales; Caricaceae. The record is from RefSeq and is a predicted model, not a curated record.
AUCAUUUUCUUACUUGUUGCCCUGCAGGAAUUUAAGCUGAACCCAGGAGCAAAAAUUUUCUCUCCAUCAUUUGCAAAUCAGGUAUCAGCAACUCCUACUAUGCCAACAAUUGCAAACGUGGCUUGUGCACCAGGCAAUCCUCCAAUCGUAGCACUUGCUGCUGCUCAGCCAGACAUUGGAAUAAGCUCUUUUGCCCCUCGUUCUUCUCCACCAUCUAAGUUUGUUCCUUACAGUAACUUGAUAGCAGGCACUGGUGGUGGUGUUUCUCAGUUUUCUCAACCUACAGUUGGGCAUAUAGGAACCCGGGCACAGCCUCUUAGAUAUGCUGGUCAGCAUCAUCCUGUUCAAGCGGCACCCCCAUUCUUGAAUCCAAAUUCCCAGGUUGUUAUGGUUGGACGGUUUGGGCAACUUGUAUACGUGCAACCAGUUUCUCAGGAUUUGAUUCAUGGUGCACCAGCAAUUUCACCAAUAGCUGCACGUCCUCUUCUGACUACACAUCAGGUUCAAUUUCCAAACACCAAGGAGCUGCACCAGGUCAAGCAAUACAGCUGUGUGUACCCCAACCUCUCAUAGCCAGUAGUCAGCAGCCAUAUGCAAUGCCUGGCCACAUUCCAGUUUUUCAACCUCCCUUCCCUGCUACUCGUCCAAUACCUGUUCCAGGAUCUAAUGGUUUCUUUACUGCCAAGUUUCCAUGAAUAUCAUUUAUCAUCUUAUAAAUUCCUAAUUUUUUUGGAAGGUAAGAAAAAUUUUGGCCAUUAGGUUUUUUUUCUUUUUUCUUUUUCCAUAGCAGCUAGUUGAGGAACACUUCUAAAGCUCUUUUUCUAUCUGUCAUCCAUGAAGGUUAAAAUAUCUCCUUUUUCUUUUCCUUCUGGUUUAGAGGGUCUUGAAUCUUGCUGUAAGUUCUGAUA